UGUGUUUCAUUUUUUUUAUCAGUGAGCCACGGAGCGCCGCUGAAGCUGGGAGUGUAGAGAUGGAGUGACUGCAGCGAAGCUACGGCGAGGAUUCGCGUGGAUGGUGACCGUGCCAUCGACGUUGUCGGAUAUGUUAUAGAAACGAUUCGACCGUCAUUCACUCGAGGCCGGCAGACCUCGCCUUCGUGAUAGGGUUAACCAUGUGUCAAUAUCUGAAAGCGUUUAGCUCUCGGACAGUUGGAGAGCUAGGGAUGCUGCGAACGCUGUGGAUAUGUUGGCAGCUGAUCGAGUGCACACACGGGUUUAAUCUAGACACAGCGAACGCUAAAAUCUUUCGACAACCCGCCAACGUUAGAGACACGCACUUUGGAUUUUCAGUAGGACUUUUAAAUAACCAAGAUGGAAAUUGGUUGCUCGCCGGUGCUCCCAAAUCUUCCUCGGAGUUCUACACGGGAGAGCAUAGUGUAGAGAACCCAGGAGCGCUAUUCAAAUGCCCCAUUACGCAAACCAAUGCUCCGUGUGAGGAGAUCAAGGUGACUGACAGAGGUAACAUAUGCGUGUACUCCUAUCCCAAUGGAUAUCUUCCGAAUCCAUCCUCGUGCACUGCAUCUGACAGUAAACUCGGCGGAUUGUGGCACGACAAAAAUCAUCAGUGGUUUGGUGCCACCAUGGAUGUACAGGAUCGGGGAGGUCCGGGGAGCGUCAUAGCUUGUGCGCCGCAUUGGCAGAACCAGUACUACGGAAGGGAUUGUACACAGCUAGAAACAUGUAACAAUUAUAUGAAUGGCUAUUGCUGGGAACUGAACAACGAUCUCAAGCAAGUGAGAGAGCUCUACCCUCUCGCAGGUAAACCGACCUACCAGUUGGCGAGUGGAGCUUGGUAUUACGGAGUAGGAAUGGCGGGAUGGUCGGUACACUACCCACCCGAUGGAAACGUGAACGACCAGCUUCUGAUAGGUGCACCUGGAGUGUGGGAGUUUUCAGGUUCCGUGAUUGACUACGACGGAACGCGGACGGUGUCGCCGUCUAACCGCGAUCGCAUUCCGCUAAACCUGCUGCCAAGCCGGGAUCUAUCCCUCAUCGGCUACUCAAUCAGUUCCGGCGUGUUCUUCCCGUCAGGAAACCGCCUGGUAGUAGCGGGAGCGCCGCGGUUCACAGAAGACGAGCGGCUUCGAGGAAUGGUUAUAAUCUACGAGGGAGACUUCGUCGUCAAGAUUAUGAAGAAUGGCACGAAGAUGGGAGAGUACUACGGUGCUGCCGUCGCUGCCAUCGACAUUAACAAUGAUGGACUCUCCGAUCUGUUGGUGGGCGGGCCUUACUACUACGACGACGACAGGACAGAGAACGGCCGGGUGUACGUCUACAUGAACCAGGGGAGCGGUAUGGAUCCUCUCGUGGAACAGGAUGAAAAGCUGGAAGGAAGGGGCGUCUCCUACGCGAGAUUCGGCACGGUGAUCACAGAUGUGGGAGACCUGGAUCUGGAUGGAUACAAGGACGUCGCUAUCGGGGCACCGAAUGAAGACGGCGGAGCGGGAGCUCUGUACAUCUAUAGAGGUCAUCGUGAAGGUGUUCAUCCGGAGUUUUCGCAGCGCAUCGCCGCAGCCGACAUUGACCCGAACCUGCGCGGGUUCGGCUGGAGCAUCUCCAAAAGUCUGGACCUCGACAACAACAACUAUCCAGACGUAGCAGUGGGAGCGUAUGAGAGCAGCGCGGCGGUGGUGCUGGCCGCCCGACCCGUGCUGGACACUGACGUCGCCAUGACCUUUAACCCCAGCUACGUGAACACAGCCGAGAAGAAAUGCCGCAACAGCAAGAACCAGCCCGUACCAUGCGUCGACGCUACGACGUGCUUCACCUACACGGGCGCCUAUGUGCCCGUGUCUGUCGAAUUUUACUACACAAUCACGAGUGUUACCAAAGUUGGAUUUCCCGUCAGAGCCGUCUUUAGUGUUAACGGCAAAGAGGUGGAUAAGGUGGAAGGGCCCAUCCAACUAUUACGAGGCUCCCGCAACUGCGUCACGCACAAGAUCCUCAUUAGCAACGACAUCAGAGAUAAGCUGAACCCGCUAACGUUCACGAUCGACUACGCUGUGAACGGUGAUCGGGCUUACUCUACCGGUGAAGCCUUCCCUGUCCUGCCUCCAGUCAUCAGCGCUAACAGCCUCAUGCACAUCAUCGAGCAGUCAAUACAUUGUACCUGGGCGACACAGCACGGUAAAGUACGUAGUCAGUGUGGAUAAUAAAGGAGAGAAUGCUUACGAGACACAAGUGCAUGCAUCCUACAGCAAGACCGCCAACUUCAUACGCGCAGAGAGCAUGUCUCAGGGCAUGGCUGUGACCUGUCUUACUGUUGACGUCCCGUACGUGGCUGGCCAACCUCCACCGACUGAACAAGAGCUGCAAUGUGACGUAGCAAACCCUCUAGGUGCCAAGCAAAUGGCCAAGUUCUACAUCGAGCUGGAGACGUCGUUUCUCGUCGGAUUAAACUUUACUGUCGGAAUGACGGCGACGACGACGAGCAACGAGCCGAAUACUGCCAACAACAAGGCGGUGAACGUGCUGCAGAUACGCCCUGAAGCCGACGUUCACCUUACCCGCAGAAUUGCACCACCGUUCGUUGUGAAACAAUAGAAUGCCAGUUGGCGACAUUACUGUCCAAUCAGAAUGUCUACAUCCGUAUCACUGGCAGAAUCAAGGAGUCUACUUUCCUUGACAUGAGGCCGCACGUGAAGCGCGUCGGCCUGCAGAGUGCAGCAGAGGUGACGAUUACCAGCAAUGUCGUGCAGCCGAUGACUAAUUAUCCGGAUGCUGCCAUCGCCGAGACGGCGCUCGUCACGGAGAUUGCUAUCGAGGAGCAGGCGAAACCGGUCGCCUGGUGGAUCUACCUACUGUCCAUCCUCGCCGGCAUCAUCGUGCUCGCAAUCAUCGUCUUUCUCCUAGUCAAGUUUGGCUUCUUCAAGAGGAAAACAAAGGAUGACUUAGAUGAUCUGAAGCGGAUGAGUUUCAAAGAAGAGGGUGUAAACGAGGAUGGCGAGGAACUUAAGACACUCAAAUCUGGCGGCGAUUCUGUAAACAAUGACGACGACGACGAGUUCACUCCGCCCGAAUACCAGGCCAGCAUGGAGCACAUUAACGCUGACAGUGAAUGAACAGCGGCCUCUAGCGGUCCCCACAACACGGGGAGUCCCCCGUGACGUUACGAACAUGAUCUCUUCAAAAACCUAUGUCGAUCAAAAAUCGAAGCUCACUUUAAAAAAUGCAGUUUUGGUGCGCAUGUGGCGUUCGCAUUCGUAGGGUGCAUCCGUAUAUGUCUUGAGAUACAUAACGGAGCAUCGUUCCGAAAGUUACAAAGAUGAACAAUUCCAGAAUAUCUCACGUGGAACAUGAAACCCAGCAGAGAGCAGCGGGGUUUUGUGCGCUUAUCUGUGGUUUGGUUUUCGUGUGCUGUCACAUCUUUCCCACUCAUUAAGAUGCAUAAUAGACGCCUCUUCUCUAGCUACGGAUGUUCGUAACUCGUGGGACUCCCUGUUACUUCUAACUGCCACACUUGCGUAUUUAGCUCGCGUGCGAAAAUGCCAAUUUGUGAACUUUUUGAACCUAUCAGUUUGAAUACUCAUUAGUUUACCGUAGGUUCUACUUCAGAAACGCAGACGUUAAUUCCAGGUGGAAAUAUUUAUAUGCCGAUGACAUCGUCGAUCGCUGCUUACUGUUGAUAUGAUUGUUGUGAUAAACUGAAUGCUUUAACAAUGCUGCCUCCUGUUUUUGUACAGGGUUCUUCAGCCAAGAUACACUGAGUAAGAGUUAAACACUGUAAUUAUAUUUCCUUGAUCUAUCUAACACCGACUAAUAACUUACUAAUAGCAGAUCGCACGUGAAUUUAAAGGUGCAAUCCCACGCAAUCUUUGCCGAGCAAUGUUGAAAGUUAAUUUCGACUUCCUGCUUCGGACACAUCCUGUAUCCACGGCAGUUAUAUUAUAGCAGGCAACGCAGAAUUAUGAGAGCACAAUUUCAUUGCUUUCUGCUACAUGAUGAAAUAUAGAUACAAUGAUUGCGUUAAGAGAUAAUGCACCUCUAAAUAUCUGCAUCUGUGUUCCAAGCCUCUGCAAUUCUAAAUCUCAUUGCUUGCAAGCUGCUGCAAUAAAACUAAUGAACUAGUUGUAAUAUCUAUCGCCAAAACAUUUAGCGAGAGAAAGAUUAUGGCUUUAUAGUACAUGCACGUUCAUGGUAACACCAUGUAACUGUGUAGAAUAUGCAGAGACAUUAAAAACAACCUCUGAAAUAUUACCUUUGGCAAUUUAAAUGAGUUUAUUAAUUGCUAGUAAUAAUUACUCCAGCCUCAUUUUCUCUCAGCUAAACUAACAAUGCAAAGAAGUUCUCUAUAACGAGAACGAAUCUUGAUUGUGCUCAAUUUAUAUAGUCAAAUAUAAUUGCUAAAUUACUGCAUGUAAUCUAUACGUGGCAGCUCAGGCUAGCAUCUAACACAGUUGUAACAAACUUGCUUCUUAUAUAUAACUCACAAAUAAUCUUUGGCAAUACCCUUAGUUUUUAGAUUACAUUCGAUGGAGCAAUAAAUAGAGUUGCAAUUAACUAUUAGCAUGAACAUAUGUAUUACAUAUGUAAAUAGUAUACAUAUAUUUUCAUGCUAUGACGUUACAGUAGUUCUGCUUUUAGUCUUUCAAAGAUGCUGUAGAUUUAUAGCAAACAAAUGCAGCGCUAUAUCUGCAUUCUUUCUACGCAGCGAUGGCGCAACGUUUUAUUUUAAAAGUGCAGUUAAUUUUUGACUCGUAGCUCAAAUAGAGGUUUUAAUAGUAUCAAUUAUGUCAGAGUAUUUUGAACAGUGUCAUUGUGCAAUUUCUAUAUUCACUGUUACGUGACGCUCUAUUAAAAGAUAUAACAUUGUGCUAAUAUUUUUACAGACACCUUUGUACAGCAUGCAGAGCAUACGAGUGCCUCGUUGUGAACUGUUUUUAAUAUAUGUGUCUUCUUUCGAAUAUAUGACAGCUAGUUGGAAACCAAUAAAAAUUCCAAAUUGAUAAGUAUUUUUAAAACACUCUAAUAGUCUCUAGUACAGAGAAUUAAUCUAGUUAGAGAUAAGACGAAGUAGACCAUUGCAGGGAUGAAUCACUUUCCAUUUAUGAACGGCAGUUUUGAUAUCAGAUCUGAAAGCUGCUGAUGCAAUCUACGUGAAUUUGUCCUGCUUCAUUAUUGGAUAUUUAAUGUAGUUGGAAGUUUUAGAUAACGUGCUUAGGCUAGAUAGGCCUGCUUUCAAUUUCAGAGUUUUAGUUUUUAGAACAUUUUACUAGAGAUAAGCACAAUGGUAAUAUUUCUUGUGCUAGUCAGUGUAGCUUAAUGAUGCGAAAUCAUAUCACAAAGAAUAAACGAGCAUGCUUACGAGAUAUUUAUAUUGUCUGUGUAUAUACAAAUAUAUGUUUCAGACGUCCACAUACUCACUUUUCCCCUGAAACCUGUACUACAGUAUUUUAUACCAUUUGAUAGUAGCAAAUUAUAUAUAAUAAUAUGCCAAACUGUUAUGCAGGCCUAUGUAGCUCAUACGAUCAGUAACGUAUAGACACCUUAAAUUGUAAACAAUGAACUUACAUUCCAUUAUUUGUUUGAUGACAAUGUUUAAGCAAUAAUUUUUGUGUUCAUUGUAACUUUUUACAAAGGAAAAGCGUGAAAACUCAAGCUGAGAGCAAGAGAGUCAGGCAUGGCCAGUAAAACAAAUAAAAUGUAACCAAUAAUAGCGUUUUAUAAUUGUUGCGUUUGACAAGUGUUAGAAUUCUAGAAAUAACGAUUAUCUUUGCAAUUUAGAUUAUUUUAUAUAAAUGUUCUAUUUGCAAGAAACUUUGCUAGAAAUGACCACGUGCAGACAAUAUGCAAGGUUCAUCUCUACAGGGUAUGCUCAGCUCAUUUCAUGAUUAAGGAUGGAUUUCAAUAAUGUAAUUAAAUUUAUGUCAAUGGAA
Messenger RNA from Priapulus caudatus, 5963 nucleotides. RefSeq names its product integrin alpha-9-like. Gene Ontology annotation, biological process: cell-matrix adhesion; cell-cell adhesion; cell adhesion mediated by integrin. Gene Ontology annotation, cellular component: external side of plasma membrane; integrin complex. The record is from RefSeq and is a predicted model, not a curated record. Lineage: Eukaryota; Metazoa; Priapulida; Priapulimorpha; Priapulimorphida; Priapulidae. Gene Ontology annotation, molecular function: integrin binding.